CACACGCUCGAGCGGACCGGCCUCGUCUCGUACCCAGUUUCCACCGAUCGGCGUCCGUUCGUUGAUCGCUCGUUGAUCGACGGCACAGCGAGAUGAAAACAGCAUUGCCAAUUUCCAACACGCUCGCGAAUCGAUCAACGUGAAUUCGACCGGGCAAAGAAGAGAGGAGGGGGAGGAGGAGGAGAAGAAGAAAGGAAGAGAAAUCGCGUUUUUUCCCUCAUCUCCGGUGCACACACGUGGCUACUUGUUCGUGAAACGGGACAAAACAGCGGUGUGUAGCAAUCGUUCGACGAGUGACGGGGGGGAGGAGUCGAUUCCCUACGUGCGAACAUUGGAUGGCUCGGUCGGGGAAAUAGUCUACUAGAGUAGAUAGAAACGGAUGAAUGAGCGUGGGAUGCAUUGAGCUCGUAGUGGUAGGUCCUCUUCCGUUUGUUUGGAUCGUAGACCGAGUGGACGCAUAAUAUAUUGCACACAGAUUCGAGAAUAGCUCGUGUGUCAAUCGCGUGUAUGACAAUUCGAUCGAUUAACGAGACAAGGAGGUUAAUUAAGGAGCUUAAGUAAUUGUUAUAUAGACGUUUGUCUAAUUUCAAUCCUAAGCUCGAUAUAUAUAUACAAUUCUAUCUCAUCUAAUAAUAAGAGGAUAAUUAACACCAAAGGUAAAGGGGGGAGGGAAAAAUCUAUCGUAACGAAGAUGGAAUAUCUACCUUCCUUGUCCAAAUUCUUCUUCUUUCUUUCGAAUUCGUAAAAUCUGUCGGGUUGAAAAGUCAAGGUUAAGGCCAAAGAUUUAUGCGUUCGAUAUACCCGAAACACGUCACGAGCAAUCGCGUUCACCUUUCGGCAUGAGUCCAAAGAUCGCGAGCGAGCCUGUUAAUCGUUCCUCCUUCUAUCGCUACAAUUGUCUCUCGUACAGUUGACUGGUUGUUAAAAGAAAGGAAGAAAAAUCGGCGAGAUCUUGCGAGAACGAUUCCUCGAUGCAUCCUCCGCGAUCGAAGGGAAAAACGGAGUCGUGAUCGAUCAGAUGCGACAGACAGAGAAGUGAAUAACAAAGGAACUGACAGUUGGCCAGUGAUAAAUGCGGUUUAGAACCAGAACCAGACGCGCCUCGUGCCGGAAGUCGAUGGACUCGCGAAGCUGACGAAAGCUGUUCCACGUAGGCGAUCGUGUAAACGGUGGUGCUCGUUCACCCGAUUCUUCACCCCCCUCUGUUUACCCGAGCGAAGUGCAAGGUACACGCGAGUUCUCCGCACUUUCACGGGGUUCGCCGCGAUACACGGGGCAAGAAAAUGGCGCAUUUUCGACGACCAGCCAGGCGGGAGCACUACAAACCCUUUGGAAGAAGGAAGGGCUCGGCAGACUCGAACUACUCACAGCCGAGCUCGGAUCUCUCGCUGGACGAGGAGAAAGAGAGCUUGCGUCGUGAGAAGGAAAGGCAGGCCCUCAAUCAACUUGAAAAAGCCAGGACGAAACCGGUAGCGUUUGCGGUGCGGACCAAUGUGAGCUAUGACGGAUCCGUCGACGAUGAUUCGCCGGUCCACGGCUCGGCCGUCAGCUUCGAGGUUCGCGACUUCCUGCACAUCAAGGAGAAGUACGACAACAACUGGUGGAUAGGCAGGCUGGUGAAAGAGAACUCGGACGUCGGUUUCAUCCCAUCCCCGGUGAAGUUGGAGGCCCUGAGGCAGCAGGCGAGCGCUGCACGUGGUACAAAGGGUCUCUAUUCGGCGCGUGGAGGGUCUUCAGGGAACCUUGGCGAGAGUGGUAUGCCCUCACGUGGUUCCACACCACCUACACCAGGUGACGACAGCGACAGCGUGCGGGGCGGUAAGGCAACGUUGACCACACCACCGGCCAAGGAGAAAAGGAAGAACUUCUUCAAGAAGCCGUCCUACGAAACGACCACACCUUACGACGUCGUACCAUCCAUGAGGCCUGUCGUGUUGGUCGGCCCAUCGUUGAAGGGUUACCAGGUCACGGACAUGAUGCAGAAGGCGUUGUUCGACUACUUGAAGCAUAGGUUCCGAGGCAGGAUAAUUAUCACCAGGGUAAUGGCGGACAUUUCAUUGGCAAAAAGAUCGUUACUCAACAAUCCAACGAAACGAGCCAUCAUGGAACGAUCCACCAGCAGGAGCAGUUGUUUGGCCGAGGUUCAAGCCGAGAUCGAGAGGAUCUUCGAGCUCGCCAGAACCCUUCAGUUGGUAGUGUUGGACUGCGACACGAUCAAUCACCCGUCUCAAUUGGCCAAGACUAGUCUGGCGCCGACGAUCGUCUACCUGAAGAUCUCCUCGCCCAAAGUGCUCCAGAGGUUGAUCAAGUCGCGAGGCAAGUCGCAGAUCAGACACCUGAACGUGCAGAUGGUGGCCGCCGAGAAGCUCGCCCAAUGCCCGCCCGAGAUGUUCGACGUGAUCCUGGACGAGAAUCAGCUGGAGGAGGCUUGCGAGCACGUGGCAGAGUACCUGGAAGCGUAUUGGAGGGCCACGCAUCCCCAAGUGAUCCCUGCCGUGCCACGUCCCAUUCCUGCACCGGAUGCACCGGUCGACGUGCUCACACCCCGCGUCACAUCAGGUGCCCAUCGUGAGAGUUACUACGGCCACGAGCCAAGAGGACACAGCGGUGGACACGUGAGCGAGGGGAGCCGGAAGUCGAGGCUGGAGAGGAUGGAUCGUGAUCGGGGCGAUCGUGGUGAACACGACUACGGCAACGAGGAGGAAUCGUACGUCAGUGGCGUCGAUUACGGGAGCGCAUCUAGGCGUCGCCAGCAGCAAGACCCGCGCGCAUUGAACGCCAUUUAGGAGCUGGGGCCCCGGGGCCUGUCGCUACAGCGCUGUCCCCACCUGCGCACCACUGCUCUUUAGUGGGGGUCGCCACCUGGAAUUCCGUAAAACGAUGGGCGGGUUGAUAAUCGAAUGUCCUUCCUUGUCGAUGAAGGUACGCACAGGAUAAAUCCCCCAUUCGCGGAGCCAGCUCAACGAGAUGAGUAUGUACACAGAGAACAAACCAAAGAAAAUUAUUAUUACAGAAUCAGAGAGCGAUAAGAGAGGUAUUAAGAUUAUAUAUUACAUGCGAGUGUGAGGGAAAAAAAAAGAAAGAAUGAGAGGAAAAAAGAGCCCUGGGGCCUUAAUUUUUUGCGCUGACUCCUCCUGGGCCCCUAUACCCACCCCCACGAGAAUCAUAAGAUUUUUUAAGAUCGAUGAUUUAUAAUAGGAGAAAUGCUCGUGAAUCGGCAUCGGGUCUUUGUUAAAAGAAAAAAAAAAAAAAAAAAGAAACGCCACGAGAUCUUAAUUAGCUCGAAAUUAGAUAAAUAGACGAUCGUUCGGACGAUUAACGAGAAAAUCGGAAAAGAGAGAGAAAAAAAAAGAAAGGGAGAAGAAAAUGGAAAAGAGGAACGAAAAGAGAAAUUUUUCGCGUAGAAUUAUUUCGAUUCGGCCGACGGAACAAAGCGAUAGUUUGCUUCGAUUUAGGUUGAGAAAUGGUUGAGGGAGGAUAAAAAAAAAAAAAAUAUAAAGAUCGAGAAUCAUUCUAGCCGAUUACCUUAGGAUCGAUCGCAUGAUUAAAUUCUUAUUAUUAUAUAUAUAGAGAUUUAUUAUAUAUAGAAAUUUCGUGGCGCGUUCGUCGCGAGAUUCGAAAAAAAAUUUCACGAUUUCGCGUGAUGAGAGAAAUAAACAAAGAGAAAUAGAGAAAAAAAAAGAAAAGAAUCGAAUAAAAGAUGCGUGGCGAUGGGUUGGGAAUCAGAGAUAAUCAAUUAUCGUACACACACACGAUUGAAAGUUUUCGAUUUUCGAUGGCGCGUUGAUGAUCGCCGCGCUAGGUUGACGUGUUUAUACGUUUUAUUAGAGUCUAUUUGGUGAAAUGAAUACAGGUAUACACAUGUUACACGUACACAUACAGACGUACAUAUAUAUAUAUAUAUAUAGGACAUACGAUACACAGAAACACGGAGAAACACAUUUUGUGUAUAUAGUAUACAUAUAUAAAAAUAAUGAUAUAUAUAUAAAAAAAAAAUUAUAUAUAUAUAUAUAUAUAUUGUAUACGUAUGUACGCAGUAUGAACACUUCCACGUUCGUCGCUCGACAAAAAGAAUUCCGAUCGAGAUUAACGAGUGAGAGAAUGAAAAGAAAGAAGAAACGAGUGAAAGAGAAAAUGAAAGAAAUUAGAGUGAAAGAGAUGAAAAAGUGAGGCGAGAGAAAUGAUGAUACUAUAUAUUACCAUAGAAUCAAUAGAUAUCGUGUAAAUAUUGUAUAAGAAGCCUUUAAAAAGAUGAGUCCUUUCCGUUUCCGAUCUUUUCCGUGAAUGUGACAGUGUCGUAAACUGAUGAUGAUGGUUGGAAAAUAUUUGUCGGAUUUCAUCAUUAUUUUUACGGAUCUAAGAUUCACUUCCGCUCCUCGUGAUCAAGCGUGGACGCUUUUGAACUAUGCACUACGAACUUGCUGCAACUAAAAAUACGAAAAAUAUUUAUGAUAUGAUUGAUUCGAUACAUAUAUAUAUAUAUAUAUACACAUACACACUUCAUACACAUCACUCACUCAUACACGCGUGUACACAUAGAAACACAAUCAAAUUGCACUAGCGCCCUCGUGCAGGAUAAUAUAAUAGCGAAUUGACAAGUUACGAGUUAUAGGUUGCGAUAUUUUAUUAAAAAAAAUUUUAUAAUUUUACGUCGAUGUUGAAUGACUUGAAAUUUAUAAAAUUUUCCCUGAAGUUGAAAUUUCCUCCUGUUCGUUCAAGUCGGAGCUCGAUUAAUUUCGACUCUAACUCUGAUCGAUUUGUAAAUUUCUCACCGAUAAUAUUAUCGUUUAAUCGCGCAAGAAGGCCCGAUUUUUACCCGAGUGCAAUCGUGGCAAACCGAUCGUGUUCCGAUCGUUCGUGUUAUAUUGGAUUUUUUUUAGAGGCACGCAUCAACGUUGUUUCUUAAGUAGAACGAACGAGUUCUCGAGCACGCCGCUCUCUUUGCAAAAAUAACCUUGCGCACGGCCGAUAUAUAAUUAAACGUCAAAAAAGACAAAAAAAAUAAAAAUAAAAAUUGAAAAAAAAAUAAAUAAAUAAAACACACAUAACGUAAUGAAUUUUUCUAAAAGAAUAAUAAUUUAGGAAAUUUUAGCUACGAACUUAUGUAUUAUUAUUAGAACUUAGCGAAUACGAAGCGUUUUCUUUCCUUAGGAACGAUUACGUUCAAGAAUACUUUCAACGCACGAAAUGUGUACCAUUGCUUUGUGAAAUUUUUAGCCAAAUUUGAUCACAACGAUCGUUUCCGCACUCGUAUCUCGACCGAUCGCUGGCACGUUUCUUUUUUUUCCUUUGAGAAGAGAAUCAGAAGAGGGAAGAAAACGAUCGGUAACGAAAUCUUCGCAUUACAUGCUCGUUAAGCGAAAGAUUCCCUCGAAACUCGAGCGUGGGUCGCGAUUCCAUUACAUCUUCCGCUUCCUUUCAUCCAUCUGUUAGCGUUUCAUGGAAAAGUGAAUUCGAAUUCUUAUCAAACAUAUCGUUCAUUCACUGUUGAAUGAUCGUAUCGACAGUUGAAGAGAUCAUCACAGAGAUAUAUUCGCGAUAUUGUUAAUUAAAUUUGAAUGGCAUCACCAAAUGAGUAUGUUCUUAUUCUUUGCUUGAUAUUCGUUGAACGAAUUUUAUUUUAUUGGCUGGGAUAAUUGCUCUUGCUCUAAUUUUUCUUGUCCAAGAUCUUUCAUAAAGAAGAGAAGCCGAAGAAUCGAUAUAGAAUAAUGGAACGAUCCGAUUUUCCACGUUUUCGAGUUUCGCGAGGAAUUUAUUCGAGUAUUAUUGGUUGCUCGAAUUUAUUAAUCGCUGACUAGUAAAAUGUUUUUGUAAGCCAGCGUUUGUAAAUACUAGAUGAAAAUAUAUAUAUUUGCAAACCACUGGUGAUGUCUAUUCUCGAGGAUACUCGUGCUUCUACUUCGGCAUAAAAGAGUCUAUACAUUCGAAGUACAAAACGAGCGCGUGCUAUUUUUCCUUUACUCGAGACUGUGUUCGAAAGUGAUUUGCAAUUUGAAUGCCGGAUAGUGGCUAGUGGAGUUUCUUUCGAACUAUGUUUCCUCGCGUCUAAUCGAUGCUGUUCGUAUCAAAAACUUGUCAUUAACGCGCGUCCGCUCCGUUAUUUUAACAUAAAAAGAAUUAAAUCUGUUCCUGCGAUUAUAUAAAUACGAAUAGCGUUGCGACGCUUAGGCCAACCGAUUUUUAAAUCAUACCUAUUGUAUACUACUGUACUUUUUCUAGACGUCAUCCGACGUAAGUUAAAACGAUCGAUAGAGGAUGUGUAACGGUGUCCAGUCGACGCCUAUAGCGAAAUGGAAAUUUUUUAUAAUAUUUUCUAAGAGUCUCGAUAGGCAAACGGAUUAUUAAAAAAAAAAGAACCCACGUCACGCAGAUCUGAAAAUACGAAAAAUACGACGUCUUACACGAGUCAUAAAUAUAUAUAUAUAUAUAUACGUACAUAAACGAUCCACAUCCACGAAUCAUACGAUACCCUUGAUAUUUCUUCGAGAAAACGAUCCCCUAAUAGUUACUGACGCGAGUAUCCGUCGGUUCGUAAUGAUUUUUUCGGUUUAAUUAGGAAUAUUAUCGGCUUCCAGUCCGAUCUUUCUUUUCGAUAAUAUCGUUGGAAUACUAGCGUAUCUGCAACACGUCCAUUAGCGCGUUAAAUUAAGAGGCAAAACGAGAGAGAGGAAAAAAAAAAAAUUAAAUAAAUUGUAAUCCUAACUUUAUAGCUUUCGAUCAGACAGCAAUUCGGAUUUACGUAAAAUGAAAAAAAAAAUAAAUAAAUAAAAAGUCUCUGUAGUGUUUCUCCGAUCUAGGAUUAAAAAAUGAAAAAAAAAAAGAAAAAAAAAAGAAAGAAAGAAAAACCUCGCACGCGAGAAACUCGUUCGAUACGAUAUAAAAUCGACACUACUUCUGUUCUAGUAAGGAGAUGAAGAGAAAAAAAGGAAAAAGAAAAAAAAAAUCUUCUCUUAAAAGAAAACUUAAAAGAAAAAAAAAAGUAUUAAAAAGAAAAAAAAUAGACGAAAAAAAGAAAAAUUCGCAGAGCAAAGAAGAAAAAACCAAAAAAAAAAAAAGGAAAUUCACCGGAAAAUAAUACGCGAUGACACGCAGGAACGUUGAAAGUCCAAUCGGGAACACUAAUCGAAUAUUAUAUCUCUUGAAAAACUCAACGAGAACAUUACUACGAGUGUUUAAUUAUCGAUGUUUAAGCUGUCUAACGAAGAAAGACGGAGAGACGAGAGAGGGAAGACUGGAAGCGAGGGCGAGCCUUUCUUCAAGGGUAGUAGAGGGUCGAAAGGGCGCAAGUACAAUUCGUUCGAUGUAUAAAGAAAAAAAAAAAAAAGAAAAAGAAAAAGAAAAAAAAAUAGGGCGCGAAUUGAUCUUUAAAAAAUUAAUUAGAAGUGUGUUGUUGCGUUGGCUUGCACCGUGUGCACGUGAACGUGUUGUUGAAAAAAAUAAAAAAAAAUAAAAAAAAUAAAAAAAAAUAAAAAAUUCAGGCUGCUUUUUGCCGGCGUCGCGGCGAACAAUUUUCGUGCGAUCGAUCGACGCCUUCCUCGAAGAAUGCAACCCCCCCCCCCCCCCCCCCCAAUUACGAAUGGUUGGAAGGUCCAAGAAGAAGACGAAGAAGAAGAAGAAUAAGAAGAAGAAGAAAUAAUAGAAGAAUAAAAAACCGCGAGAAUCGCGAAGCAUUGACGAAGAACGAUCUAUACUUUCCUCUUAAAAUUUAUUCUCUCCUUUCAAAAAGAUUUUUCUUCUUUUUUAAGUAAAAGAUCUUCCUCUUCGUGAAUGCGGACCGUGCCUCGACGUGCUUUUAGAGAUAUCGCGAAACGCCUGUCCUUGUAAACGAGCCUUAAGGCUUUCGCAAUGAAAUAUUGUUGGUUGCGUGAUUUCGAAAGUAUAUAUCUCGUGUGUUUAGUGAGAAAAUACGAGAAGGGAGUAAGAGAGAAGAAAUUAAGGAUGUUAAGGAUCGCGAUGGACGCUCCAUUGUUGGUUCGACUCGAUGAUCGUGAUUUUCGUCUUCGAUUAUGCAUAUAAUUUGAUAAACACGCAAAUACUCGAAUAGAAAAAGGAAAAAAAUCGACGCGAUAUAAAAUUGGCUUCUUUUUCCAGCUUCUUCUUGGCUGCUGCUACUGCUUUUGAUUUAUUCGAGUAGACAUAACCUAAAAGAAAAAAAAACAUGGUUAGUAAAAAAAGAAAAGAAACGUAAGAGAUUUGGUGACUUACCGUCGAUCACAUGUUUUAGAACGUUUUAGAAUUAGCUUGUUAGAGACAAAUAGAAAUUGCAUAUGAUCUAAAUAUUGUUAAAAAAAAAAAAGAAACGCAGCUAAAUAUUCGUCGAGAAUUUCUUUUUUUUUUUACAAUUAAUAUUCGAUGAAUAGAAACGGUGUCUCGCAUACGAUCGUCGAUUCGAAUCAACCGGCGUCACAUCGAGGACGACGAUUGUCCUGUCGUGCAAGUAUAUCAAUUCUAACGUGUUCAAUUUCGACGCUUUCACGCGUGUCUAUCCCACGUGGCGUGUACACGUAUCCCCAAAAAGGAAAAAAAAUAAAUAAAUGGGAAACGUAACGCACCCACGCCCUCAGUCACUUUAUUUUCUUUUGCGGCUGGUUCGUUGGAUCAAAGAUUUUUCCCUGUGUAUAUUGUCUAUUAUUCCCUGGCGCGAUUGAUUUCGAUUGUGGACAAGCAAACGAAGGAAGGAAAGAGAUGUAAGAAAAUCGAAAGAGAGAGAGAGAGAGAAGAGAAUUUUAUUUCAUUGUUGUCGCGGAGGAAUCAGCGUGCGAAUAAAAAGUGUAAAGGGAGUAUUAUUAUUCAGAAGGAUAAAUUGAUUUUGCUUCGCUAUUUACAAACGAAUCGAACGAUUCGUCUAAUCGUAUCGUAAGUGUGACGAAUGAGAUGAGAGAGAUGAAAGAGUGUGUGUAUAUGCCUGUAUGCGUUUGUAUGUGAACGAAAUUUUUGACGAGAGAAAGAGAGAAGACGGAUGAUGCAAGAUGAUGCGAAGAGAGAAGAGAGGAUUACGAGGUUCACGAAAAUGCGAGAUUGUUCGGAGAUGGAGAAUUGAGGCGAUUAAUUAAUCGGAGAUGUUGUAAAUUGUUCUAAAUAGCAAAAAUGAAAAAGUGCUACGGCCGUGGCAGCGCGCCCUUCGAGAAUUCGUCGACGGUUCAAAUUCUCCGUCCAUUUUGACCGGGACGCGAGGGAGAUUCGAAAUUAUUAUUUUGGGAACAGAGAAUCGGGGAUCGAUUCGAUCGAUGGAUCGGAAUUAAUUUCAUCUUCGACGAAAUCUCGAAGCGGCGCGAUGCUUUGAUCGUUUCGAUGUUAAUAUGUCAAUGCUGUGAUGUUAUCCUUUGAAAAACUUCAAACGAAAAAAAAAAAAAAGUAUAUUCCCCUCCCCCGUUCCCUAUUUGUCCCUACAUUCCUGAAAUUCCCCUCGACACGGUCCCCCUCCUCCCCUUGUCCAAAUUUUUUCCAGAAAGUAUCGCGCAAGAAGAAUCCUUUCUCCUCGGAAAAAUGAAUAUUUCUAUUAUUGUAACACUCCGCAUAGUCCUGAAAAGAAAAAAAGAAAAAAAAAUAGCUAGAUUCUAAUCGUAUUUAAUGUAAAGUUUAUUAUUGUUACAUCUCAGUGAUUCUCUCCUCUAUCAGUGAUCUCACGGAGAGGGCGACACGGAGAGGGAGAAGAGAAUGCGCGCGUUCAAGAUUACUAGAGGAAGAAAUUGAGAUUUCACAAAGGAGUUACUGUUAAGGAUUAUCCUGAAAAUAUAUAGCGAUCGAUAAUCGACCAACCCCCGUUACACGUUCGUUUCUCUCCGAUACGUCACUGGUAAACCAAAAUUCCUACAUUUGUCGCAUUUGUAAAUAAAAUUUUUAUCAUCACACGAA
Molecule: messenger RNA, 9855 nt
Organism: Apis mellifera (honey bee)
Lineage: Eukaryota; Metazoa; Arthropoda; Insecta; Hymenoptera; Apidae
Gene: Ca-beta
Product: voltage-dependent L-type calcium channel subunit beta-2
Exons: 12
Coding region: 1284-2786 (500 amino acids)
Biological process (GO): calcium ion transmembrane transport; regulation of voltage-gated calcium channel activity; neuromuscular junction development
Cellular component (GO): voltage-gated calcium channel complex
Molecular function (GO): high voltage-gated calcium channel activity; protein binding
Source: RefSeq, a predicted model, not a curated record